AUGAUCAGUCGUUAUUCGAGCUCAUUAUAUUCGUUAUGUCGGUCUGCCUACAUCCCCAUGAGAACAUUCGCUUCUAACCAGGAGUUGUUUGAGAAAGCUCAGGCAAACGUGAAGACUCUAACAGAAGAGCCAGAUGUGGACGUUAAACUGCAAAUGUAUGCCCUAUUUAAGCAGGCUACUGUUGGAGAUGUCCAAGGAAGCCGUCCAGGAAUGAUGGACUUUGCUGGUAGGGCAAAAUUCGAUGCUUGGACUAAGGUUAAAGGAAUAAGCAAGGAAGAGGCGCAAGCGAAAUACGCCAAAAUUGUUGAAUCGUUACUGGGUGAACAGUCACCUCCGCCAGCGGCUGGAUCCGCUCCAAUGGGAUUGAAGCCUGUUGAAGGGCUGGAUAGCACCUUCCACACUCCAUUCUCCACGCUUGGACAAUCUCCAGAAGGUGCGUCGUCCUACACCUUCCCGAUUCUCAUGGGACAACUCCGUGCAUCAGAGUUUCUGAUUCUCAACAAAAAAUUCUCUGCUCAUCAAGCGCUCGAAGCGGGACUCGUGAAUGAGGUUGUUCCGCAUGACGAAUUCCAAGCAAAGGCUGCAGCCGUUGGUCAAGCAGCACUCAUCCCUUCCUCCAGAAAGCUUACGGGUCAAUAA
Messenger RNA from Ostertagia ostertagi, 639 nucleotides. Lineage: Eukaryota; Metazoa; Nematoda; Chromadorea; Rhabditida; Trichostrongylidae. The record is from the annotation of a GenBank genome assembly.